Molecule: messenger RNA, 747 nt
Organism: Lactuca virosa
Lineage: Eukaryota; Viridiplantae; Streptophyta; Magnoliopsida; Asterales; Asteraceae
Source: the annotation of a GenBank genome assembly
AUGGGGGUGAAGUGGAUGAAGAUGGCGUGUAUGGCCGCUGGUGUGGAGAAUGGCAAGCAGGAGAUUCGGGAACAAGUUGUUACUGGGAAGUUUGUCCCUGGGGAGGCAGUUGCUACCACGGAGCAUACUCAGGCGAUGCACGUAGGUAUCGGGGGUUCGAAACCUGAUACCAUUAUACUUCUAGGUCUUUUACUGGCUAGUUGGGGUGUGAUUAUCCGGUGGAAGUUUGCUUACGUAGCCCAUUCUCCUGAUUCCUUCCAAGCUAGGACCAUUGGCUUGGGCCCUGGGGCUCCCAGGUCAUCCGGUUGCGAUCUUCUUAUUCUUGGUCUUUCUUACUUUGUGCCUUUCCUGUUCCUACAAGUUCUCUGGUGUUUGCGUUCGCAUGAGUGGCUGCUUCUUGGACAGUCAUCCUUCGGAAGACGAUUUUUCAAUCUCUUCCAUUCUUUGGUGCCGGUUGUUUGGUUAGUAUCUUUGGGAGGUUUCGUGUCAUCUGGUGUUGCGUUGUUGUUAUUGAUUUUGUUUUUCGCGGGGUUUUGGACCAGGUGUCGUCCUGGUGAAAGCUUCUGCCAACUGCGGACUCUUACCGUUGCUGGCAGCCUCCUAUUUGUAUCUUCUUUUGCAGGGCGGUUCCCUAUCUUUCCCUCCCCAACUUUUGCGUUCGCUUGGUUUUAUUUUCUGUCAGGCUUCUUCUCCGUACUUUGUGCUUUCACUUCGCGAAGGCGCAUGGGUAUUCUUAGUGAUACCUAA